Messenger RNA from Papilio xuthus (Asian swallowtail), 1393 nucleotides. The record is from RefSeq and is a predicted model, not a curated record. Lineage: Eukaryota; Metazoa; Arthropoda; Insecta; Lepidoptera; Papilionidae.
AAGGUAUAUAUAGGCAUGGAUCUCUGAAUCGUCACAUUUAGGAAGUAAAGCUCGCUAGAUAAUAACAAAAUGCGGAAUUUACUGGUCCUGAGUGCAUUGGUGGCGGCCGCCUUCGCGGCUGAAAGUGAAACGGUGAAGCCAACACCGUUCCAAUUCGUCACCACGACGCCGCGUUACUACGCGUCGUCAACAGCGUCUGUCGGCGCGUACGACCCUAACCGCUUCUACAACGCCAACAACGCUGGCAGAUACAACAACUUCGGCAGAUACACAGCCAACAGAUACAACCCCGGAGCGUACAACGCAGGACGCUACGACAAUUCCGGGCGCUACGUCGCCGGAAACACUGGAGCUUACAACGCUGGUGCUUACUACAACCCAACAGCGUUCGGCCAAAGCUUCGUAAACAGGCCUGACAAUAGCGGCAGAUACACGCCUGACAACACCGGCUCAUACAAUGGUGACCGUGGAACUGCAGGCGGUGCAUACGUCGCCCAAAAGGAGCCAGUUGCCCCUGCUGCGGCUGUAAGCACGGCCACCGCCAGCCCGGUCGUUUCCGUAACCAUCCUUCCCGAGUCUAGCCCCGUUCCAAGCGUUGUCCUCGGCGCGUCUCCAAGCAGCGAAACUGCUGCUCCCAGCGAAGCGCCAGUUGUUUCUCCCAGUGAAGCUCCAGUUGCCUCUUCCAGCGAAGUAUCUGCUCCAGUACCCAGCGAAGCUUCAGUUGCAAGUGAAGUGCCUGUUGCCGUCGCCGCCCUCAGCGAUGCCGCUGAAGUUUCCCCUAGCGAAGUUCCCGUCGCUAGUCCGAGCGAAACCCCAGUAGCGUCACCUAGCGAAGCCCCAGUGGUGUCACCUAGCGAAGUCCCAGCUCCAGCUCCUAGCGCAGCCCCCGCUCCUUUGGUUCUCUUCAGUUCUACUGCCCGUCCAUCUUCUCCCAGCUUCGCACCUGUAUUCGUCCCGAGUCCCACACCCACUUACGUAUACAAACCUGUCCAACCAGUUGCACCGGUCGUAGCAACUUUGGGUGACGGUCGUUACAACUACAACUUUGGUAUUCUUCGUCAAGAGACUGAAGUACUUCCCGACGGCUACCACUACCUCUAUGAGACUGAUAACAAAAUCCUUGCUGAGGAAGUUGGAAAAUUGGAAAGGAUCGACAACGAGAAUAGCGGAAUUAGGGCUAAGGGUUUCUACGAAUACGUCGGCCCCGAUGGUGUUUCAUACAGAGUAGAUUACACCGCAGAUGAGAACGGCUUCGUCCCAGUUGGUGCUCAUUUACCCCAAUAAACUAGUUUUCUACCAUAUAAAUAUUUAAAAUAAAGUAUUUACACAUUAUUACCUAUAUAUAGCGAGUGUGAAUUUAUGAUGUAAAUAAAGUAACGAAUUAAAUAAUAAG